CCACGUUACAUAUUCAUGGCGCUGGUCACGGUGCUCUUCCUGUGCACCUUUCUGGGCAACGUGAGCGCCCUGUAUGUGAACACCAGACGCAAGCUGCGGCCUUUUUUUCGUGCCUGCCUCAUCUCGCUGGCCUGCAGCGAUCUGAUCUACUGCGUCAACUUUACCACCUCCAACAUUGCCAUGAUCAAUGCCGAAUAUCUGGAGUAUUGGAUUCUCGGCCCGUUCAUGUGCAAUACGGUGCCGUUUGUCAACACAACAACUGUGCUGUGCAGCAGUUUUAUGCUGGUGGCCAUUGCCCUGGAUCGCUAUAUGGCCAUACGGCGUGCUGCGAUUGGCAUUUGGAAUCCAGGCUUAGUAUUCUGCGCCGUCUGCAUCGCCGGCAUUUGGCUAGCCAGCAUGGCUGCCGCGGUGCCUCUCUUUUUCAUAUAUACCCCGAUCCAGGUCUAUAUACAGAGCACGGAUGAGCUGCUGAUCAGCGAACUGGACCAGGUUACCAUGUGCGUGGGCAGAAGGACCCAAAUUGGAAUCUAUAAUAGUGUAUCGCUCAGCCUCGUCUUUGUGCCCUGCAUUGUGGCGUUCGUCUUUCUCAAUGCGACCAUAGCGCGGCAGCUGUGGCAGCGACGUCACCAGCAGCGCAACCUGCAGCAGCAGCAGAAAGAGCAGCAGAGGGAGCAGGAGCAGCAGCAGGAGCAGCCGCGUUUUGUGCAUCUGCUGAGCAAGCCGGAGACCACCUAUGCCAUGAUGACCGCCUUCAGUGUGGCUGCCUCCUUUGACAUGAGCACUGCGCAGUUGGCGGGGCUGACGCCGCCGCCGCCGACGACGCCGCUGCCGGAGAAGGUGAGUCCCGCGGCAGCGGCACGUGUGGCACGCCAUCGUCGCAUGGUGCGCGUGGUGCUGCUGAUGAUGGGCGCGUUUAUAUGCCUGCGUCUGCCCGCCUGGACGUUUCUGCUGAUGCGAGUGUAUGGCUCCUUCUCCUCGCCUGUGUCCUGGAUGUUCUACUUUAGCUUUGGCCUGCUCAACCUGACCAGCUGUGCACUGAAUCCACUGUUCUACACCUUUCUACCGCAGACCAUGCGAGUGCUGUCCAAGCUCAAGCGUGCGCUUAGCCGGCUAUUCUGCUGCCGGCGGGCAUCCAAGUUGGAGUCGGAUGCGACCAUGCCCCAGGAAACUGCAGAGCGGGGCAGGCGCUGUCUCUGCUGUGGCCUGCAGGUCACCUGGCGCUGCCAUCUGAAGUCCCCACCGGCGGCAGCCGGAAGCGUCGCAACCCAGACUGUGGCAGUUAUCGAAGCGCCCUCCGCUGCCAGCAGCCUGCCGCCGGUUGGUGACUGUAAGGACGACUGGAAGGACCUCGCCAUCUAUAACGAGAACUCGCUGCAGACAACUGCUUCAAUGAAAUCCUCCCGCUGAGAGAGCGUCAUCAAUCAUUCAUCGCCUGGUGGCAAUUAUGGAAUUGAUUAAUGUGAGGCAACGACUUGUUGUUGAUUGCGCUGAUCAGUGUCACAGUUCACGCGUUUACUGAUAGGCUUCAACGUGAAUUUGUCUUUGACAUCAUACAUAUAACAUAUGUAGAUUGUAAAUAAAGCUACAGUAAAAACACAAACUAUAAUUUCCAUACAUUA
Messenger RNA from Drosophila montana, 1619 nucleotides. RefSeq names its product 5-hydroxytryptamine receptor 1E. The record is from RefSeq and is a predicted model, not a curated record. Lineage: Eukaryota; Metazoa; Arthropoda; Insecta; Diptera; Drosophilidae. Gene Ontology annotation, cellular component: plasma membrane. The transcript is spliced from 3 exons. Bases 16 to 1407 code for a protein of 463 amino acids. Gene Ontology annotation, biological process: neuropeptide signaling pathway. Gene Ontology annotation, molecular function: neuropeptide receptor activity.